Molecule: messenger RNA, 516 nt
Organism: Sabethes cyaneus
Lineage: Eukaryota; Metazoa; Arthropoda; Insecta; Diptera; Culicidae
Product: snaclec convulxin subunit beta-like
Exons: 3
Coding region: 1-516 (171 amino acids)
Biological process (GO): biological process involved in interspecies interaction between organisms
Cellular component (GO): external side of plasma membrane
Molecular function (GO): carbohydrate binding
Source: RefSeq, a predicted model, not a curated record
AUGGCUCGUAAAAAGCUGGAUAAUCCGUGUCUAGUAACCGUUGGCAACAUUAACAGGGAAAAUCUCGAUUUUCUGAAGAAAGAAUGUGAUGCCAAUGCACCGAUGGCAGUUCCAAACUUUAAGGCCAACUGGUUCAAAGCAACCGAGUACUGUCACUAUUUGGGACGAAACCUGGUGACUGUCACGUCUGCCGAGAAGCAGGCGAUUGUGAAUAAAAUAUUGGAAGAGACGGACAAGUACGGAGAUAAUUCCUUUUGGAUCGGUGGUAGCGAUCUGGCCGACCUGGGCAAUUUUCACUGGCAUUCGACUGGCACUCGGAUCGUUUGGCACAACUGGAAUGAGUUGCUGGCUCUACCAACAGCCGAAGAUGCCCGGAAAGAUGAUCGAUGCGUGCUGCUAGCCAAUCAGACCGAUAAGCGUGGCUUUAAAUGGGUGGUAGCUAACUGUUGGGAUGAAUACUAUUUUGUAUGCGAACAAAAAAUAGGAGUAGGUUCUCCAAUAACGUUUCCGAGUUGA